AUGUAUUAUCCUGCACACUGUCCCGAAAGGCUUCACUCUAAUGCAAGUACUCCAUUGUCUGUGACUUGUCCCACUCCCCUAUGUAUGGACUGUGAUCCUCUGUCUUGUCGCCUCAGCAUCUUGACUAAAGCGAUUGCAUCCUUAGCCCCCCAGAAACUGGACGAAAAUGCCGAGAAGUGGCUGAAAACACUUCCGUGGUCCUACGCAGAUGCCGUGAAGAAGUCUGCGCAGAAGAAGGACGAGCCGGCCGCACCGAAGGUUCCACAAGAGGUCGAGGAACCUGUAGAGGUAGCAGAGGUACCCGAACCUGAGGUGGCAGAUGUACUUGAGGAGCCUCCUCAACAUAAAGGUAACUUGUCCUUUGUUCGGCGGAGGCAUGUCCCAUGA
Messenger RNA from Nezara viridula (southern green stink bug), 387 nucleotides. The record is from the annotation of a GenBank genome assembly. Lineage: Eukaryota; Metazoa; Arthropoda; Insecta; Hemiptera; Pentatomidae.